This is a messenger RNA of Nanorana parkeri, 1846 nucleotides long. RefSeq names its product SECIS binding protein 2 (gene SECISBP2). Gene Ontology annotation, biological process: selenocysteine incorporation. The transcript has 12 exons. NCBI's taxonomy places the organism in Eukaryota, Metazoa, Chordata, Amphibia, Anura, Dicroglossidae. Gene Ontology annotation, molecular function: ribonucleoprotein complex binding; mRNA 3'-UTR binding; selenocysteine insertion sequence binding. Gene Ontology annotation, cellular component: ribonucleoprotein complex. The coding region runs from base 116 to 1846 and encodes 576 amino acids. The record is from RefSeq and is a predicted model, not a curated record.
CUUACUAUGGUGUCGUCUCUCCUGUCCGAGGCUGCAGUUACCGUGAUCAGUAGAUGACGUCUCUGACCGACCAGCACUCGGAGUAAGAAGUGCUGCAGCAGUGCGCAGUGCUGACAUGCAGCCUGGGAAUAUAUCACAAGUGUCUUCUACCAGCCCAUCUAGUCCAGUGACAUGGGCCAGCAAAGUAAAACAACCUCCAAAAGCUAUGAUCCCUCCAACUACCUCAGUGAAACCUGUAUGUUCUUCCCCUAGCAUUGCUAAGGAUUCAAAAUCACAGGGCUGGAACAAGAUGUUAUCAUCACCAAAUUUAGCUACUGAAACAGAGGCUGAGGAAGUGGUUGCUAAAAAAAAGAGGAAGAAAAAGAAGAAGAAUAAACCGAGUCCAAGCAAUGAACACUCCGAAAGUGUAAAGUUUACAAAUGAGAACAUUGUUAUACAGGAACCUCCAAAAUUUCAAGAUACUGAGGAAUUCCCUGACCUGAUGUCCUCUUCUGGUGUUGCUGAAAGAGGUUUAAGACCUGAAAAUAGAAGCUAUUCAAGUUUCAGCCAGGGACCUCGAGGGGCAUUGGAGUCAUCGAAGACAAAAGGCAGUGGCAAGAAGAGCAAAACUCCUGUACAGCUGGAUUUAGGGGGCAUGCUGACAGCACUGCAGCAGAAACAACACAUUGAUAAAACCAAACCAUCUACUAAGGCAGUCGUCUUAUCUGUUGGUGGAGGUGUCCCUGUGCUACCCAGAGAGCCCAACAACAUAAUUAAGAACCCUCAGACAAAACAAGGCCAAGCACCUCACAACCCCCUUGAUUCUAGCGCCCCUAUGGUCAAGAAAGGAAAGCAGCGAGAGGUGCCCAAAGCCAAGAAACCAACUUCCCUGAAAAAGAUUAUUUUGAAAGAAAGAGAACAAAGGAAACAGCUGCAGGGUUCUGUACCCCAGGAAGCAGCCCAGAAAGUGGUGGAAGAUCAUUUAGAUGAUGCGGAGGGAACGGUUGAGUGCCAGGACGUGGUGUCUGAAGAGCCUCUUUGUUCUGAAAGUCCAGAGGAUAUGGAGGAGAAAAUGGAAUCGGAGGUUGGUUGCUCUGCUUCAACAAAUGAAUCUUUAAAGAAUCUCCCUGAUGCCACCAGUGUUGUUCCUGUUAAUCAAGUGAAUACCAACCUCCCAAAAAUUCACAGCAGAAGAUUUAGAGAGUAUUGUAGUCAGGUUCUCAGUAAAGAAGUGGACACUUGUGUGACAGAUCUUCUUAAAGAACUGGUGCGCUUCCAAGAUCGCUUGUACCUUAAAGAUCCAGUUAAAGCGAAGACAAAAAGACGUCUUGUGAUGGGAUUACGUGAGGUGUUAAAACAUCUCAAACUAAAAAAAUUGAAGUGCGUAAUCAUUUCUCCCAACUGUGAAAAGAUCCAGUCUAAAGGUGGGUUGGAUGACACUCUUCAGACAAUUAUUAGCUGUGCCUGUGAACAGAAUGUCCCUUUUGUGUUUGCACUCAAUCGCAAAGCUCUGGGCCGUUGUGUGAACAAAGCUGUCCCUGUUAGUGUGGUCGGGAUAUUCAGCUAUGAUGGAGCCCAGGAUCACUUCCAUAAAUUAUAUGAACUUACAAUGCAAGCCAGACAAGCCUAUAAGGACAUGGUUUGCUCAUCGCAAGAAGAUACUGGAGAAGGAGAUGAGGUGGAAAGUGUUUUAGAAAAUAGUCCGCACCAACCUAUGGAAGUGACUGCAAAGUCCGCAGCAGAUGAGGCAGAAGAGCCAAACUACAUUAAAGUGUGGAAGAGGAUGCUGGAAGAGCAAUACAAUCCUUACACCCUGAGCCUUGAAGAGACUGUCACUAAUGACAUGUUUAAUUUCCAUUUAUCAUGA